AACUAAACACAUCGAGAUUGACUGUCACUUUGUUAGAGAAAAGAUACUCUCGGGAGAUAUUGCUACAAAAUUUGUGAAGUCGAACGAUCAGCUUCACCAAGUCUCUCACUGGUCCUCGUAUUAGUUAUAUAUGUAACAAGCUCGGUACAUAUGAUUUAUAUGCACCAGCUUGAGGGGAAUGUUAGUUUCAUUGUAUAAAUAGUAGUAAAUAAUCCUAAUAUCAUAUGUAUUAGGAGUAAGACAUGUAUUAUAUAUAUAGGGCUCAUUGUAUCAUUGUCAUUAUCAAUCAAUAAGAUUUUUCUCCGGUGCAGUAUUCACUGAGUUGAUGAUCUCACAACAUUUUAGAAUGUUCAGAUAAUUUCUAUAUGUAAUAGAAAGAAAAGAAGAAGAAAAUAAUUUCUCUGUGAUAUUUUGUGGUUGACUAAGCUUUAACAUUGUUAUAGUAAAAUGCUACAUUAAUUUUCCUUUUCUUUUUCUUUUUAGACAGUACUAGAGUAUCGUCGGUGUACAAUAUAUGCGAUACUUCUAACAAAUUUCAGUUCAUGUCUUCAAUAUUUUGAAGCUUUCACCCAUGCUAUGCUGCCUUUAAUUUUAAAUGAAGCAGCAUUCAUUACACAUAUCCUGAUUUACAGGAGAUACUUUGGAGUUGCUUUCGAUAUAGAAACAAAUCUUCUUUUCCAGGGGAUUUGGUCGUAGUGUAAUAUGAUUUGUCUUAGACAAGUGGUCAUGUAACAUAGCUUAUAUUUAGUGGAAGAUGUAUUCUCUUAAAUUAGGAAAUGUAAUUGUGAUCCUCUGUUUUUUGUCUCUCAUACAGGGUAAAUUUUCUUAAAGAGAUGGAUUUGUUAAUCUGGAGUUCACCUUACUGUCAAGAUGAAAACAGUUAUCGAACAAACAGCUUGGCCUUCAACUUCUAUUUCAAUCAAAAGCUCGACAUUAUAGAGGAAAAUGCCUUAAACGAGAAAUGUUGUCUGCAAGUGCUGGAGAUGCUCAUUGCAAAAGCUGAUGCAGAAAUUGCUGAACUUAAAGAUGAUAUAGUGAUGCUACAGAGCCAACUAGCCUGCACUGAUGAAAAAUGGUCCGACAUAUGCUUUGCUGCUUUAAAUAAAAAGAUUGAUCAUCUCGAUAGUUUGAUAACGACCUUGAAACAUAAAAAUGUCCAAGUUUCUGGUGUCCACUUACUAACAAAUAGAAAGCCCCCAGAGAGAAUUCAUGAGAUAUUAGAGAGACUGCUGAGAAAUUUCUUUUCUCCACGAGACGAGCAGCCUGCAAACUCUAGCCUUGGAAGUUCAAAGCUAGCUGCAGCAGGUCUUAUAAAAGUUGAAGCAACGGACUACCACGAUUUAAAGGAUAAUGAGACUGCAGAAAUAAACGUGGGUGUCGCUGUCCAGGCCAUUGUUACAGUCCAGACACCAUCUGCGGUUCAAGAAAGAAAUCAUCAAGAAGCAGAUGCGCAUACAAUCUCCAAACCUUCCAAUACAAAGGCUUUUGGCCAUGCUAGUGACGAUUCCACUAUGAAGGAUUUGAACAAGUGUGAUAUUCCCAGAAAGCCAAUCAAUGCAAGCAAUAGAGAAUAUCCUUCACAUCUCAACAAUAAGCAGUUUGCAUGUGCUGUUUUAAAGAGUGUAAGCACGAAGUCUCUAAAAGACAAAGCUCAUUCUUGUGGAACAACAAAGAGGAAGAUCAACAUAUCAGAAGAUAUCUUUGAAGAUAAAUUGAUGCAACAAAGUUCUAAUGAUGAAAGGGUAAUCAUAAAUUCAUCUCCACAAGUCGAGGAAACAAGCAAUGGAAAAGGACCUAAGCCUGCUGGAUCAAUUCUGAAGACCAGUCUAAUUGCUGUAAAACAAGAACCCAAAGAAUACAGAGAUGAACAGACACAGAAUGGAGGGAAGGCUGGUCAGACAAGAGAAAAACACACCUCAAGUCAAUUGGUAAUGGAAAAAAAGACGGGUGCAAAAUCUUUUCUUGGAUUAAAGGUAGAAGAAAGAAGCCAGUCACUGGGAAAAGUCAAAGGUAAAGUGCAAGAGAAGCGACCCCCGCAAAGGCAAGUACUUACCAUACAUAAAUCUGACUCAAAGUUGUUCCUGAAACUAGAAGGUCAGAGGCUGAACGUCAAAUGGAACUUACCUCAAGAAAAGACUAAAGAGCUAUGUCUUGCCGAGGAAUUAGGAUUCAAGACACUUUCUGGUGUAAAACUCAAGAGGCAGUGGAAAAUUGGAAGUACUCAGAAGAAGAGAGGUGAUGAGUCUGGAGACGAAACAAUCAAGGAAAAUAUGUUACUACUCGGUGGAGCCAAAGGAACUGGUGAUCUUCCAGAGAUCAGUUCAACUUCUUUGACUCAAUUGAAGAAGAGAAGGAUAACGAGUUCUAGAGGACCAGUCCUCCAAGAGAAUGAGAAUUUGAGAGACUUUCAGAAUAGGUUGGUAAAAUCACAUGACAGAUCAAAUCCAAGUCUUCAAGUCAUUAAAGUUGAGAAUGUCAAACCUCUUGCUUCCACAGCAUUCAUUGUUCCAACACCACACGUAGCAGAUCUAAAAUUUAUGACACUCAAUCAACUCAAGGCCGUGGCAAGGCAAUUGAAUCUGGGCGGGGUAUAUACUCUUUGCAAAGCUGAGCUGCAAGAAGUCCUUCACUUUACGCUUCUAGGUAAAGGCCGGUCAAAAUAGAAGCGAUCUCUAUAUCCUCUUUUUGUUUGGAUAUUCUCAAAUGAAACAUAACAGAAUCGUUUACAAGUUCUUUUGAGAAGAAAAGGAGCUCUCUAUGAGAAAAAGGGGAUACUAGCAAAUGAUGUUCAUAUAACCAACUGUACAGAGAAACGAAGUUUUGCUUAUAUAAAGAACAGAUACAUGAGAAAGAAUAUAGAAAAAGUUGAUUCUAGGAAUCAUUA
This is a messenger RNA of Nicotiana tabacum (common tobacco), 2884 nucleotides long. The record is from RefSeq and is a predicted model, not a curated record. NCBI's taxonomy places the organism in Eukaryota, Viridiplantae, Streptophyta, Magnoliopsida, Solanales, Solanaceae.